UGCUGCGUGGGUCCAGCAACAACCAAAUCAGCGGAUCGGCUGAGCCCACCAACGCUCCAGCUUCGCGUGCACCCCUUAGUCAUGAUGUCGAAACAUUUAAAUACUCCAGAGUCCCACCUAGCCUUCCCCAUUGACCCUUUUGCUCUCCAUCCUUUCCCCAGAACCUCGCAUUUCGUUUUGACGCGCCUGACGUGCAGGUGAGCUCACGCGAAUUCAAGGGAGCUUCAGCACCAACCACCACCGACCUCUGAUCUCGACAAUCGAUAAGCUUUUCGCCGACAGAAGGAGAGAGCAGCAACCAUGUCGGUCUCUGCAGCGCUGAAGGCUAGGGUCAGGAGACCUAGUUAUCUGAAGAAGAUUGCGAAAGCGGAGGAUCUGAUUCACCACUUUCCCAAUGAUGCAUACAUUGGCUGGUCUGGAUUCACAGGUGUCGGCUACCCAAAGAAGAUCCCAAUUGCCCUCGCAGAACAUGUCGAGAAAAACAACCUCCAGGGCAAACUCAAGUACAAUCUGUUCGUCGGUGCAUCGUCUGGCGCAGAGACUGAGAACCGAUGGGCGAGAAACAACAUGAUCAACCGCCGAUCGCCGCAUCAAGUCGGCAAGGACAUCGCCAAGGGGAUCAACAACGGCAACAUCAAGUUUUGGGACAAGCAUCUGAGUAUGUUCCCUGUGGACCUGAUGUACGGAUUCUACACCCUCGACAAGCCACAGAACCGUCUGGACGUCACCAUUGUGGAAGCAUCUGCGAUCACAGAAGAUGGUGGUAUCAUUCCCGGUGCAUCAGUAGGCGCAACACCCGAACUCGUUCAGAUGGCCGACAAGAUCAUCAUUGAAGUAAACACCGCCAGUCCCAACUACGAGGGUCUUCACGACAUCACAAUGACAGAUCUGCCACCUCGCCGAAAGCCGUACCUUGUCAUGUCUCCCGAGGACCGUAUUGGUACACCUCACGUCCCAGUUGACCCUGAGAAGGUUGUUGCCAUCGUCGAGAGUGACUACGCCGAUCAAACGCAGCCCAACACUCCUGCGGAUGCCACCUCGAAGGCCAUUGCUGGUAACCUCAUCGAGUUCUUGGAGCACGAGGUCAACAAGGGACGACUACCCGCGAACCUUCUCCCUCUCCAGUCCGGCAUUGGUAACAUUGCGAACGCCGUCGUUGAGGGUCUUGCGACCGGAGGUGCCAAUUUCAAGAACCUGAAGGUCUGGACUGAGGUCUUGCAAGACUCUUUCCUUGAUCUGUUCGACUCUGGCAAUCUUGACUUCGCUACUGCGACAUCGAUCCGUUUCUCGCCUGAGGGAUUCGAGCGUUUCUACAAGGGCUGGGAGGACUAUGCACCAAAGCUACUACUCCGUUCGCAGCAGGUCUCGAACUCGCCUGAGAUCAUUCGCCGUCUUGGUGUGAUUGGUAUGAACACCCCCGUCGAAGUCGACAUCUACGCCCACGCCAACUCGACCUGCGUCAUGGGCUCCCGCAUCCUAAACGGUCUCGGCGGCUCAGCCGACUUCCUCCGCUCCGCCAAAUACUCCAUCAUGCACACACCCUCCACACGCCCGUCCAAGAACGACCCUACCGGAGUAUCCUGCAUCGUGCCUAAGGUAACGCACGUCGACCAGACCGAGCACGAUCUCGACGUCAUCGUCACCGAGCAGGGUCUCGCCGACGUCCGCGGCAUGUCUCCCCGCGAGCGCGCCAGAGUCAUCAUCAACAAGUGCGCGCACCCUGACUACAAGCCGAUCCUUCAGGACUACUUUGAUAAGGCGGAGUUCGAGUGUCUGAGGAAGGGAUGGGGUCACCAGCCGCACUUGCUGUGGAAUGCGUACGAUAUGCACAAGCACUUGAAUGAGCAUGGUACUAUGAAGUUGCCGAAGUGGGAUUACACAGAUGCUGAGGCUGGUAUGCGAUAAACGGCGAAGGGUGGAUAUCAAUAGUACUGUAACAAACCGAAGGAACAAGUUAAGAAUUCAAGAUGUGAGCUCUCUAAAGACUGUGGAUAAUGUGAUGGUAGUAUGAACAUCCCUUCUUAAUAGGAUGUUGUCUCUGGAGACGUUCAGAACACUAAGCGAAUUCAAGCUGGCAACUAAGUCGCCGCUGGCGGUGGUUACUUUACCUCGCCGCAUUUCCUAUAUCCAUGCAACAACCUUAGGAGGGCGUCGCAUUGAGAUCCACGACUCCCGAGCAGUUAAGACGGCCGUCAGAUGC
Molecule: messenger RNA, 2200 nt
Organism: Macroventuria anomochaeta
Lineage: Eukaryota; Fungi; Ascomycota; Dothideomycetes; Pleosporales; Didymellaceae
Exons: 3
Coding region: 301-1905 (534 amino acids)
Biological process (GO): acetate metabolic process
Cellular component (GO): mitochondrion
Molecular function (GO): acetyl-CoA hydrolase activity; acetate CoA-transferase activity
Source: RefSeq, a predicted model, not a curated record